UAUCGGCUGGCUUCUUCUCGAAGGCUCUAGAUAAUGUGGUUCGCUUCCUACCCCCAAUGCGCAUCGGCCAUCGCCAGAACCAGGGAUGCGUCGGCGGUACGAAGUGCCAGUUUUUCGCCGUCUGCUGGAUGUCGGGUGGCUCGCUGGGUGCCUCGUGUGGUCCCCUUUAUACAUGCUGCGUCACUCCAAGUAGUCAAGAUAUUCAGCCUCAGUAUUGGGGACCAGUCAUCAAUGAUCCACAAUGUGGAAAAAGUGCCACAAGAAUUAGUCGAAUUGUCGGAGGCUCGGACGCCUCAUUUGGACAGUGGCCUUGGCAGGCCUUUGUCCAAGUUGGUGGCAGUCGAUGUGGAGGAGCCCUGGUGGGUCCAGCACAUGUGGUCACCGCUGGACACUGCGUCGCCAGGUCACAGCACAACCCCUCAAGCAUUCGGGUAACUUUGGGCGAUUACAUCCUCCAUUCGGAAAUUGAGAGUCUGCCGCACGAAGUGUUCACAGUGGCCGAGGUCAAGUUGCAUCCCAAUUUUCGCUUCACACCGCAGGCAGAUCGCUACGAUGUGGCCGUACUGGUGCUCGACCGUUCGGUGCAGUACCGCGAGAACAUCAUGCCCAUCUGCCUGCCGCCCAAGGGCACCAUCUACCUCGGACGGAUGGCUUACGUCGCCGGCUGGGGGGCUCUUCAGGCAGGCUCCAAGCUGCGACCGAAGGUGCUCCAGCAUGUACCCGUUCCUGUGAUUGAUAAUCCUAUCUGUGAGAGCUGGCAUAAGCAGCGCGGCAUCAACAUUAAGAUAUUUGAGGAAAUGAGCUGUGCUGGAUAUCAGACCGGAGGAAAGGAUGCUUGUCAGGGUGAUAGCGGUGGUCCGUUGAUGCUGAAUGAGUUCGGCGUGUGGUACCUCAUCGGGGUCGUGUCUGCGGGCUACUCCUGUGCCAAACAGUACCAGCCGGGCAUAUACCACCGAGUGAGCAGCUCCUCAGACUGGAUCUCCUCUAAUGUCUUCCCGUCUGCACACUUUCGCACACCUCCGUAG
This is a messenger RNA of Rhagoletis zephyria (snowberry fruit fly), 1025 nucleotides long. Lineage: Eukaryota; Metazoa; Arthropoda; Insecta; Diptera; Tephritidae. The record is from RefSeq and is a predicted model, not a curated record.